This is a messenger RNA of Colletotrichum truncatum, 2202 nucleotides long. Its product is annotated as copper amine oxidase. Lineage: Eukaryota; Fungi; Ascomycota; Sordariomycetes; Glomerellales; Glomerellaceae. The record is from RefSeq and is a predicted model, not a curated record. Gene Ontology annotation, biological process: amine metabolic process. Gene Ontology annotation, molecular function: primary methylamine oxidase activity; copper ion binding; quinone binding.
AUGGCCCCUCCUCAUCCUUUGGCACCCCUUUCCGAGGGCGAAUUCAAGCAGGCACGUGACAUCGUGACCAGACUGUACAACAACGACGUCACUUUCUAUUUUCGCUCUGUCUAUCUCCAAGAGCCAAAGAAGGCCGAGUUGAUUCCCUUCCUCCAGGCCGAGCACGCGGGGCAAGUUACAGACAGCACUUCCCGGCCUCCACGGCGCGCGAGGGUCCAGUACGAUGUUGUUGGGAAAAGUAAACUGCCUGAGUAUACUCAGUCCGUGGUUGAUCUCGACUCCGGUUCCGAAAUCGAACGUGUAGUGACGCCUCCUCAGUACAAGACUGGCUACACGCCGUACGAGUUCUCCACCUUCCAAGAUGCUUGUAUGGAGUCCCAGGAAUUCAAGGACGCCAUGUCCGAGUUCUCCCUCCCAGAGAACUUUGCCGUCACCAUCGAUCCGUGGCCUUACGGCGGCCCGGAAUCUACAGAUGGGGAGAUCCCACGUUACAUGCAUGGUCUUGUUUUCGCGCGGGAUACGUCCAAGAACAAUGCCAAUUCGAACCACUAUGGGUAUCCGAUCCCAAUCAUUCCGGUAAUGGACUUUGCCGCCAAAAAGAUUAUUCGGGUAGAGCGUCUGGCUACAGGGGGCAAGGGCGACGGCCUCUUCCCGCAGACCCGUGAUUCCAAGCCAAGGGCGUUGUUUAAGGAGCAUACAGCGUCUGAGUACGUGCCAGAGCUGUUAGACGGAAGGCAGAGAGAGGAUCUCAAACCGAUCAACAUUACACAGCCCGAGGGCGCCAGCUUCCGUAUCCACAGCGAUAAUCUCGUGGAGUGGCAGAAAUGGCGCUUCAGACUCACAUUUACACCUCGGGAGGGGCCCGUCCUGCACGAUCUUUGCUACGAGGGGAGGUCCAUCUUUUUCAGGUUGAGCUACAGUGAGCUUACCGUUCCUUACGGGGACCCUCGCCCACCGUUUCAGCGGAAGCAGGCGUUUGAUAUGGGUGACGGCGGUUUCGGACGGGCUGCGAAUAACUUGGAGCUCGGGUGUGACUGUCUUGGUGCGAUUCACUACUUCGACGCCCACCUGCCUGAUUCGGAGGGAAAUCCUACGGUCGCGAAGAGUGUAGUGUGCUUGCACGAGCAGGAUAACGGUAUCGGAUGGAAACACACAAAUUUCCGUACGAACCGGGCCGUGGUCACAAGACUAAGAGAGCUGGUGAUACAAUGUGUAGUCACGUUGGCGAAUUACGAGUAUGUCCUCGCUUACAAGCUGGACACGGCCGGCGGUAUCACGAUCGAAACACGCGCUACGGGUAUCAUGAGUGUCGUUGCAAUUGACGAGGGGAAGAAGGAGAGCGAGUACGGUGUUGUCGUCGCGCCCGGGGUGCUAGCGCAAAAUCACCAGCAUAUAUUUGCAGUGCGGAUCGAUCCAGCCAUUGACUCAUACGGUGAAGGAGAUACGAGUGUCGUGGUGGAGGAGAGUCUUCCGGUGCGAAUGGACAAGGAAAAGAACCCACACGGCAACUUUUACGAGGUCCGUAAACGGGCGGUUGAUAAGGCGUGCUGGAUCGAUGCCGAUCCCAAGCUUAAUCGUGUCAUCAAGAUCCAAAACAGGACAAAGAAGAACGAGAUGUCGGGCCGCAAUGUGGGUUUCAAACUUACACCCUCGCCUACGCAGGUCAUUCUCGCGGAUGAAGAGAGCCAAGUUUCCAAGAGAGCCAAGUUCGCGAGGCAUCAUGUGUGGGUGACAGGCUAUCGGGACGAUGAGUUCUGGGCCGGGGGUGAGUUCACGAACCAGAGCACGGAGGAGGUUGGCGGCGUUUGGGACAUGGUUCAGCGGGGAGAUUGGUUUGACGGGGAAGCCAAUGGUGAGAAUGGCGCGGGCAACCAAGGAGGGAAAAAGAGCAGUCCUGUCAUUUGGAGCGUAUUUGGGCUGACACACAACCCGCGAGUGGAGGAUUGGCCCGUCAUGCCAGUCGAGAUCCACCAUCUCAACAUCCGACCUUCGGACUUUUUCACUUCAAACCCGGCGCUCGACAUGCCUGGGACGAAGAACAAGAGUAGCGUCCUUGUACCAUGCUGCGGACGGGAGAAGAACGGCGCCGCGAGCGUAGCGGGGGAUGGGGAAGUGCAGGGGGCGGCUUUGACGCAUUUUCAAGGGCCCGGACCCGACGUUGAUGCUAAAGUGGCGGGGGCGCAUACAGAGAGACGGGGUUGA